UAGAAAAUCCGUGAAUGAAACGGCUGUUGACCUUUCCACUGUCAUUUAUACGGAAAUUGGUUAAUUUUGUGAAUUAAUACUUCAAGAAACCAUGGUAUUUAGAUUUUUAGGCCAUUCUGUGAUUUCAAAUGUGAUAACAAUUUGCUAACAGCAGUUCUGUGAUCCGAAAACCAAUAGUUACUCAUCGAAGUUCAACUGCGCCUUGUAAGGGCGUUUUACAAUUUUUGCUACAAAGUUAUUAUAAAAUGGAUCAGAGUGAAGAGUACCACGAUCCUGAUUACGCGGGUACCUCUGAAAGUGUUAAAGAAGAUACUCCAACACUGUCGGAAGACGAAAGAAUCGAAAAAAUCAAAAAGAUAAUACGCCGGGAGUUUUCGAAUGAACUGGAGGUGCGGGAAAAUGAAGUAAUGACGAUAGAUCAGCGCAUGACUACCUCCCGCCGCCUGCUGCACCGCCUCCGCUACACGCUGGUGAACACGUACUACCGCGAGCAGAAACUUCAGCUCAGCACGGAGCAACUGCGGGACGAGCUCGCUGCCAGCAAGGAUGAAGACCGCACUCGGCAAGAGAUGUCGUCGGUGCUGCGGUCGAGCCAGCGCCGGCUGCACCCGUCGCUGCGCAAGCUGCUGGGCGCGGCCGGCCUCGCCGAGGUGUUCAGCGCCGGGCCGCGCGCGCGCGCCCGCCCCGACUACUCGGCGAUGCUGGGCACCCGCAACUACACCAUCGCCGCGGACUCCACCAAGUCGCUGCGGCCCGCCGGCGAGCCGGGCGCGGCGGGGGCGGGGGCGGGGCCGGCCGGGGCGGGGGCGGGGGCGGCGGGGACGGCCGGGGCGGGGGAGGCGGCGGGCCCGUCGGGCGGCGCGCGGCGGGCGCCCCGGCGCCUGGAGCCGCGCCUGGACAACGUGCUGACGCUGGCCGAGCAGACGAGGAACAAGGUCAAGCAUCGCUAUAGGAUCGUUAUUGGAAAUACAUCGAAAUACGUGCCACCCGCGUCCCGAGCGGACCGCUCCACUCACAAAUGGCUGCUGUACGUGCGCCACUACCCCAACCCCGCCGGAUCGGAUCCCGCCGGAUCGGACCCCACCGGAUCGGGUUCAACGGAGCCGUGCGCGGGCGGCGUCAUCAGCGCGGUGACGGCGCGGCUUCACCACUCGUACGCGCCGCACCACAACGUCACGUUGCACAAGCCGCCGUUCCACAUCUCGCGGCGCGGCUGGGGCGAGUUCACGGCGCGGCUGCAGCUGCAGUUCCCGCUGCCCGCGCUCAACCCGCCCGCGCACGUCCACCACACCAUACGGCUGGACAGGAACUACACCGGCCUGCAGACGCUCGGCGCCGAAACGAUAGUGGACGUCUGGCUAUACAGCACUCCGGAGAUGCUGAAAUACGCUUUCGUAGACACGGACACACAGCCGGACACACAAGCGGACAAGCCGGCAGACACACAGACAGACAAGCAGACAGACAUAGUUCUAGACUUGCAGCCGGUGAAACAGGAGCCGGAGGACAGCUGGAUGGACUUCCUCACUCGGGACACGGCGAUGGAUGUGGACGAGAUGAUCAUUAAACCGGUGAAGAGAGAGCCUGAGGUUGGGGUUGAGGGAGAACCGCAAAUAAAAGAAGAGCCGAUGGAGUUCGAGGAGAACCUCUUGCGGUCUCCCUCGCGCGCGCGCUCUGUCUCGCUCUCGCACGCGCGCACGCGCAUCAUGAAGUACCUGGACCCCGACACCGGAAAGAUAUACUACCUCGAGAUGGACAGGAACCUGGACCUCAGCACGGUGCAGGAGAUCCUCAUCAACAACGCUACCACCAGCCCCGUGAAGAACGGAACAGUCAAAAAGAAAAAAGUGUCACUGCUGAAGCCCGAAGUGAAGAGUUCUUUGAAAACGGACCAAAUCAACGCGUGCUUCAGACAUAUAGCUAACGAUCAUUGCUAUUUAGGGUCGGGUUGGAGUCAAAAACAGUGUAGUGACGACACGGUGUCAGUGUUAAAAGAAUCUAAGUUAACGUAUCUCCGGUCAUGUCUGUGUAGACUGAGUGAUGUGCGCACCUCUGUAUAUUUCCUGCUCCGGAACAUUCCACUAGUGGACUCGAGGGCCGCGGACCCGGAGUACAGGAGUGAGUUUCCGUUUGUAGUGGAGAGUGAUGAGAAGUAUUGGAAGUUGGAUUUCGCUAAAAGAAGAAAUAUUGAGUGGUCGCGCGCCAAGCUGAUCUCUCGGCUGCUGUCGGAGCAGCCUCGGUCCUCAGCGACGCCGGCCUGGAGAACCAAGCAGGUGCUGGUGUUCGCGCGCUGCCACGGCUUCCAGCACGCGCGCCCGCAGCCGCCCGCCGACAUCCGGGCCGAGCCCUGGGAGGGACAUAGCACGUCUACCAUUAAGGAACUGUAUCAAGCCAGUGACAUUAAUACGUUGAGUGUGUUCAACAGUGACAGUUAUAAAAGUGAAGUGACGGAAAUAGAUUUAGUGGAGUCUGAUGAGGAGGUGGACGUGGAAGUGGUGGGGAAUGCGCGGGGGAGGGGGAGGCCGCGGGGAGGGGAGGAGAGUGGGGAGGAGUUGGAGCCGCUGCCGCCCAGUGAGGAGGACCGGCUGAAGUUCCUGUUCGUGGAGCAAGUCUGUGCGGAUAUAGGCAUCGAGUUGAGGAACGAAGAUGUUGGCAAUGGGUAUUCUUAUAGCGCCGUGCACGCCGCGCUGCUGUCGGCGGCGCGCAGCCUCGCGGAGGAGCUGCUGCGCGCCGCGCUCGCCGCCGCCCGCCUGGCGCGCGCGCCGCCCGCCGGCCACGUCUGGGCCGGCUGGUCAUCGUCCGGCGCGGUCAUCAACCUCGAGCACGUGUACCAGGCGUGCGGCGGCCGAGUGGGGGGAGCGGGCAGUGGUGGGGGGAGUGGGGGGAGCGUGGCGGGGAGGCUGCAGAUGUUCAGCGCGCGCGCACUCGGAACGGAAAGAAAAAACACGUCCACUCUAUAA
This is a messenger RNA of Amyelois transitella, 2960 nucleotides long. RefSeq lists its product as uncharacterized. The coding region runs from base 246 to 2960 and encodes 904 amino acids. Gene Ontology annotation, molecular function: histone binding. Gene Ontology annotation, cellular component: NuA4 histone acetyltransferase complex. The record is from RefSeq and is a predicted model, not a curated record. The transcript is spliced from 11 exons. NCBI's taxonomy places the organism in Eukaryota, Metazoa, Arthropoda, Insecta, Lepidoptera, Pyralidae. Gene Ontology annotation, biological process: regulation of transcription by RNA polymerase II; chromatin remodeling.